This is a messenger RNA of Microsporum canis CBS 113480, 1173 nucleotides long. Its product is annotated as DUF803 domain membrane protein. The transcript is spliced from 7 exons. Gene Ontology annotation, cellular component: membrane. The record is from RefSeq and is a predicted model, not a curated record. NCBI's taxonomy places the organism in Eukaryota, Fungi, Ascomycota, Eurotiomycetes, Onygenales, Arthrodermataceae. Bases 1 to 1173 code for a protein of 390 amino acids. Gene Ontology annotation, molecular function: magnesium ion transmembrane transporter activity. Gene Ontology annotation, biological process: magnesium ion transport.
AUGGCCAUUGGCACAAGUUUUGUUAUCACUAAAAAGGGUUUAAUACAAGCGUCGGAAAGACAUGGUUUCGAAGGAGAUGGAUUUUCAUACUUGAAGAGCCCCAUGUGGUGGGGAGGAAUCGUUACAUUGGUUCUCGGAGAGGUUGCGAAUUUUGCUGCCUAUGCCUUUGCUCCCGCAAUUCUGGUGACUCCUCUCGGCGCUUUAAGUGUCCUGAUCGGGGCUGUUCUGGGGGCAUACUUCCUCAAUGAGCGGCUUGGAAUUCUGGGAAAGCUUGGAUGCGCCCUUUCACUCCUUGGUUCAGUCAUAAUUGUCCUUCACGCGCCUCCAGAUGAGGAAAUAGGAACUAUAGAUGAGAUCUUGCAUUAUGCACUUCAGCCUGGAUUCCUUCUUUACUGUACCUUCGUCGCUGUCUUCUCUACAGUUAUGAUAUAUCGGGUCUCACCAAAAUACGGCAAGAAAAAUCCACUUGUUUACAUCUCUAUCUGUUCCACCGUUGGAUCUGUCUCGGUCAUGUCGGUCAAAGCAUUUGGAAUUGCCGUGAAACUUACCUUGGACGGACACAAUCAGUUUACACACCCGUCAACCUAUGUCUUUGCUAUCGUAGUCGUCUGCUGCAUAUUGACCCAGAUGAACUACUUCAACAAGGCCCUUAGCCAGUUCUCUACCUCGAUUGUAAACCCGCUGUACUAUGUUAGUUUUACCACUGCUACCUUAUGUGCAUCCUUCAUUCUGUUCCGUGGAUUCAACACCACCAACAAAGUCAGCACCAUUUCUCUUCUCUGCGGCUUCCUCGUUAUCUUCUCCGGCGUCUACCUACUCAACCUGUCGAGGACAGAUCCCGAUGGCCGUUCUAUCGGCCGACCAGAUGACGACGAUGCUGUCCCAACGGAUGGAAUCGCAGGUAUCCAGACCCGUCGAUCGCUACAGGCUCGGAGAAGUGUCGAUCCGCACCGCCGUAGCUCUUCGAGCAUUGCGUAUUUCGGCGCGUCUAGUGACAGAGAAGGGCUCAUGCGAUCCUAUGAUAUCGAGAGUGGUGCUGCCGCAUUUGGACUUGAAGAUCUAACCGAGGAGCCUGACAAUGCCAGUGACCGUAGCAGCUCGCAUAAGGGGAAUGGCACAGCGGAACAUGAUCCAGAUGAUCCGGUCUCCCAUGUAAACGGGGUAAAGCCUUGA